UAUUUGGAGUGAUAGCUUCCCUAACUCAAGUUCUCUCUGAUUUGCUGCUGUAGCUUUUAGGCUCACAGAAGCUGCAUCUUCCCCAAUGGGUAUCAGGUGCAGUGUAAGCUGCAGAUACCUGCUCAGCUGCAAAUGCCUUUAAUCAUGGAAAGAAAGCUCCUAAAGAAGGAUAUGAAAAAGCUCUUGGGAGAUUAUAUUGGCAUCAGACUCCGGGAAAAUGAAUUUGACCCCAAAGGAAGAAGGCAGCUCACCUUUCUAGAUGAUAUGGCCCACUAUGACUUAGCCAUCAGUGUUGCUUUGCAAUGGCUGAAUCAUUCAGAAGACUUAACUUGGCUGGAGUUGGAGAAAGGGAAAAGACCAUUUCAUGGCAGACCCAUGUAUCCAAACCACAGAGAAAGAGAAGCCAUGAUUUUAUCAUCUUAUGCUGGAAUCCUAAUGAACAGCAUCCCAGUUGAGGAAGUCUUUAAAAUUUAUGGGGCGGAUUCUUCUGCCAAUUCUGCUGCUAUCAAGGUUCCCCGAGUUCUACCUUUCCGCCUCUCCUUGCACCCUUUUGCCAUGUUAACAGCGCCCAAAGCAGCAGAAUAUGCCCGCAAACAGAGUGUCAAGUGCAGAAGGGGAGCCAUGAAUAAAAAUGCCGCUAACAGCUCUACAAGGGAAGCAAAUGCCACGGAGCAGAAAUGAUCAAUAAAUUUAUCUUUGGACACACAGCCUAAGAACAAAGUAGGUCUAAGAACACAAAUUGGAUCAAAAUGAUAGCAGAUCUUUGGGGAGUACUUUACUUACAAUGUUUUAAAAGUUUAGCCUCUAGAAUUAGAUGCUGUGGGUUUGAAACUAAAGCCUACUGUGUGACUUCAGGCAAGUGACUUAACAUUUCCAUUUCUUAGUUUUCUCUUCCGCAAAAUGGGAAGAAUAAUGGAACCUCACUCUUAAGAUUGUUGGGAUGAUUACCUGAGAUUAUGUAUGUUAAGAGGUCAAAAUAGUGCUUGUGCAGAGUAAAUCUUAAAAUAUUAACCAUAUUAUCUUGUAGCAUUUGAGAGAUGCUAUUCACAAGUUAAUCAGCUGUUAUUCUGUGGUUUCAAAUAAGUGUAUACAUGCUUAUUGUAAAAAUUUCAAACAAGAAUUGUAAGUGAAAAGUAAAAGAACCCCUCUUCCCCACACCCUUUCCUACUUCUUAGAAAUAACUACUUUUCUUGUGAUAGUCCAAUGUUUCUUGUGAAAUUCAAAUAUUGCUAUAUGUGUACAAGUAUGUCAUGUGAUAUUUUUGUGAUAUUGAAGUACUACUAUACAUGUAUGUCUUACUACUGAUUUGUAAGAGAAAAUAAAUA
Artibeus jamaicensis (Jamaican fruit-eating bat) is the source of this 1325-nucleotide messenger RNA. It is a transcript of the gene CUNH2orf80, whose product is annotated as chromosome unknown C2orf80 homolog. The transcript has 7 exons. Lineage: Eukaryota; Metazoa; Chordata; Mammalia; Chiroptera; Phyllostomidae. The coding region runs from base 133 to 681 and encodes 182 amino acids. The record is from RefSeq and is a predicted model, not a curated record.